Molecule: messenger RNA, 262 nt
Organism: Dentiscutata heterogama
Lineage: Eukaryota; Fungi; Glomeromycota; Glomeromycetes; Diversisporales; Gigasporaceae
Source: the annotation of a GenBank genome assembly
AUGUCUGCAAUGGAAGGAGAACUUUCAGUUAAACUCGUGAGGUUGGAUGACAUUUACCUCGCUGUUCAUGAUGGAGAUAAUAAACAUUUUGACGAUGGUACACUAAGAAGUGGAGAAUCCACUAAAACAUUGUCAAUUCAAAAAAAAAUUGGACAAGACCAAAGAAAAGGAACAGGACGUUCAUACCAGCAUACAGUAGGGGGGAUACGAUUAGAAUUGGUAUUUAAUGAAUCUGGAGAGUCUGGCUUUCAAGAAAAUGCUG